Thalassophryne amazonica is the source of this 761-nucleotide messenger RNA. RefSeq names its product BRICK1 subunit of SCAR/WAVE actin nucleating complex (gene brk1). Gene Ontology annotation, molecular function: protein-containing complex binding. Gene Ontology annotation, cellular component: SCAR complex. The coding region runs from base 51 to 278 and encodes 75 amino acids. Gene Ontology annotation, biological process: cell motility; actin filament organization; regulation of actin polymerization or depolymerization. The transcript is spliced from 3 exons. The record is from RefSeq and is a predicted model, not a curated record. NCBI's taxonomy places the organism in Eukaryota, Metazoa, Chordata, Actinopteri, Batrachoidiformes, Batrachoididae.
AGACAAAGCUAGUUAGCCUGGACGCUAGCAGCUGUAGUCACUCCAUCAUCAUGGCUGGUCAGGAAGAUCCAGUGCAGCGAGAAAUUCAUCAAGACUGGGCCAACCGAGAGUAUAUAGAAGUGAUAACGAGCAGCAUAAAAAAAAUCGCAGAUUUUUUGAACUCAUUUGAUAUGUCCUGUCGGUCCCGUUUGGCCACCCUCAAUGAGAAGCUCACAGCGCUGGAGAGGAGGAUUGAAUACAUUGAGGCAAGAGUGACAAAAGGAGAGACUUUGACCUAGAGGCCUUCAACGGAAAUGUGUAGCAUGACGAAUCCACCUAUCUGUCCUCCAUCUGAAAGGAAUGAAAGAAGAGUGAUGGAAUACACCUCAUUUUGGGGCACCGUGUCGCUUAUUCUUGUGUUAUAUGGCUGAGAUUUGUGUUAUUUUAUCUUGUGUAUAUAUCUUAAAAAUAGCAAAACAUGAAGGUAUUAUUCGUCUGUCUUGGGUAUCACUGAUUCAAAGGUAAUAAAUGAUAAAUCAGAAUAACUUCCAUAUGUUUUAAAACAAUAUAUAUAUGUCAACUUAAAUUAUGGAUCUGAUUCCAGCUCAAUUUGUUGAUCUUCCGUGUUGUCAUUAAUGGAAUGGGAUAUGAAAGAAAGGGGAACAUUCCUGUGUGCCAUACUGAAAAAGUAAGUAAUUGUAUGCUCUUUAAGGAGUUGCUGUACAGUGAACUGUUUAGUGAUGUUUUGGGAUAUAAAUAUUGUAAUAAACCAUAAACAAGGA